AUGAUCGUGUUGGUUGCUUUCUUUUCGUUCCCUGCGGCUGCAACUCGGAGCAAAAUACGUCCAAACAUCGUUUUUCUCUUCACCGAUGAUAUGGGCUGGGACGACGUCAGCUUCCACGGGUCUCCUCAGAUACCGACACCCAACAUGGACGUCCUGGCCGCGGACGGCAUCAUCCUGAAUAACUACUACGUCCAGCCGUCUUGCACCCCUUCCAGAGCGGCGCUCAUGACCGGACUCUACCCCAUCCGGACCGGCAUGCAGCACAGCGUCCUAUUACCCGCACAGCCAUUUGGACUACCUCUGGACGUAACAAUCAUGCCACAGCACUUCAAGAAUCUCGGAUAUGAGACUCACAUGAUUGGCAAGUGGAACCUGGGAAACUACAAGCUUACGUACACGCCAACCUACAGAGGAUUUGAUAGCUUCUAUGGUUUCUACAGUGCUGGAGAAGACUAUUACGACCACACCGUUACCAGUGGUGGCCAAAUAGGACUCGAUUUUUGGCUCAACACCGAACCACUACGGAAUGUAAGCGGAAAAUAUUCGACUCAUCUAUACACGGAAAGAGCGAAAUUCCUCAUUGAGAACCGCAAUGCUUCAAAGCCCUUCUUCUUGUACCUGGCGCACCAAGCCCCCCACUGCGGAAGUGAUCAGGACCUUCUUCAAGCACCCCAAAAGAACAUCGAUAAGUUCCCGUACAUCGGGGAAAGAAACCGAACAAUAUAUGCGGGAAUGGUGGACGCUCUAGACGAGUCCAUCGGGGAGGUGUUCCAAGCACUGGGCGACGCCGGCAUUUUGGAGAAUACAAUCAUCGUGCUCAGCUCCGACAACGGAGGGCUCCCGAUAGGUUUUCAAUCGAAUCGGGGCUUCAACUUCCCCCUGCGUGGCGGAAAGGGCACCCUCUGGGAAGGAGGCUGCAGAGCGACCGGUUUCAUCUGGAGUCCCCUGCUCAAGCGCAAGGGCGUCGUCUCGGACCAGAUGAUGCACGUCACCGAUUGGCUUCCUACCCUCUACUCGGCAGCCGGAGAAGAUCCCCUGUCGCUGGGAAAGCUGGACGGCACAGAUAUGUGGGCGCCCUUGUCCCUCGGAUACGCGUCACCGCGCUAUGAGAUCCUGUACAACAUCGAUCCGAUCAACAACAAUUCGGCUCUUCGUUACACCAACUACAAGCUGGUCCUCGGUAGAACCAACGACGGGCAGUACGACCCGCGAUUCCUGACCACAGGAGGCUCGCGUCCCUACGACGACCUGGACCUCCUAAUGGUCCAGUCCACAGCGGCCAGGGUUCUGAGGGACCUUCGCAACAAGGGAGACCUCCAGUUUCCCGACCAGUGGCGGGAGAAGGCGACGCUCGACUGCGGCAACAAAGUGCCCAAGAACUUCGUGUCCUUGGAUCCGCCGUACUUGUUCGACCUGGCCAGCGACCCCUGCGAGAUCAACAACAUUGCCAGUUCGCAGGCAGGGCUGGUGGCUUUUCUGAGGGGCAGAAUACAGAGCUACGCGCAGACUGCCGCGGCCACGAUCAACCAACCUACCGAUCCCAACGGAUAUCCCGAAAACCUCAACGGAACGUGGGGCUCCUGGAUCACGUGA
This is a messenger RNA of Ixodes scapularis (black-legged tick), 1593 nucleotides long. RefSeq names its product arylsulfatase B-like. The record is from RefSeq and is a predicted model, not a curated record. The coding region runs from base 1 to 1593 and encodes 530 amino acids. The transcript has 9 exons. Lineage: Eukaryota; Metazoa; Arthropoda; Arachnida; Ixodida; Ixodidae.